AAGUCGCAUGUGAUCAUCACGGGCGUGCCUGUCGCGUCGUACAAGCUGCCACUGGAGUGGGUCUCGGAGGGCACGGUCAUCAUCAACGUCGCGUCGCACAAGAACGUGGACGAGGCCGCCCUCAUGCAGAUCCCCGGCGUCAAGUACGUGCCGCUCGUUGGCAAGGUCACAGUUGCGAUGCUCGAGCGCAACCUCAUGCGCCUCUAUGAGAACUUUCACAUGAAGCCCCGCAAGAUGUGGCAGUAA
Saprolegnia parasitica CBS 223.65 is the source of this 246-nucleotide messenger RNA. RefSeq lists its product as hypothetical. The record is from RefSeq and is a predicted model, not a curated record. NCBI's taxonomy places the organism in Eukaryota, Oomycota, Saprolegniomycetes, Saprolegniales, Saprolegniaceae. The annotation marks the transcript as partial. The transcript has a single exon.